GUAAAACGAGGAGAAUGCAAAUUAGCCAGAGAGAGAGAGAGAGAGAGAGAGAGAGAGAGGGACUCGCGUCUCGACUCUUGAGAGAGUCGAAAUGGUGGCCGAAGGAAGAGGAGAGGGGUCAGUAAUUGAAAAUGAAAACAAAAGUAUAGUCCCAAAGGUAGAAGAAGAAGUAAGAUCACUACCACUACCACCCACUUUCACAGCUCCUACUGAUCUCAUAGCUCGCAUCUUUUCUCAGCUCGACUGCGUUGAUCUUCUCCAAUGUUCUCUCGUCUGCAAGCAGUGGUACACAGAUUCUGCAGAGCUGAGGGAAGGCUGGAAGAAUGAAUAUUUGGAGUCACGCAACAUGUUUGGGCUAGGCCUGGAAAGGGAAACUCACCCACCAUCUACCACGUGUUCAAUAAGAGGUAGGCAGUUUAGUUUUCAGAGGGCACCGGGAUGGCAUGCAACACUGAUUUGUAAAGCUCUUUGUUCCCUCAUGAAUUGCAAAAAUUUGACUAUUUCCUACUAACAACAACAACAACAACUCAGCAUAUCCCUACUAAAUGAUGUUGGCUACAGGAUUCUUACCCUCCAAUCAGCUCUGUUUGAGGUCAUACUUGAUACAAGGCCUAAGAUAUGCACGUCUUUCCUCACCACUUCUCCUAGAGCCAUUUUAGGUCUGCCCCUGGCUCUUUUAGUUCCAUCACUCUAAGCCAAAUCAUUCCCCUAUGUACCGGAGCAUCCAAAAGCCCCUGUUGAACAUGGCCAUGCCACCUCAAACAACUUUCUCGUAGUUUAUUAUGUAUUGAAGCUACACCUAAAUCAGCUCUAAUAUGAUUAUCCUUACUUUAA
Molecule: messenger RNA, 834 nt
Organism: Macadamia integrifolia
Lineage: Eukaryota; Viridiplantae; Streptophyta; Magnoliopsida; Proteales; Proteaceae
Exons: 3
Coding region: 92-511 (139 amino acids)
Molecular function (GO): protein binding
Source: RefSeq, a predicted model, not a curated record